Molecule: messenger RNA, 1344 nt
Organism: Schizosaccharomyces japonicus yFS275
Lineage: Eukaryota; Fungi; Ascomycota; Schizosaccharomycetes; Schizosaccharomycetales; Schizosaccharomycetaceae
Exons: 1
Coding region: 834-1115 (93 amino acids)
Source: RefSeq, a predicted model, not a curated record
CUGUGAUAUCGUUUUCUGAGUCAGCAGACAAGUACACAAGCUUAUCUUUUUCCUCUUUAAAGACUUCCAUAUAGUCCUCUUCCACCGACUUCAUCCGUUUCCAGUUGUUUUGCUGUCCUUUCAGCACGAACUCUUGGCGUUCUUUCAAACGCCCACCAAAGCUGGUAGCGUACAGAUGUACGGGCCGAAUGGCAGUUCUGUUUGCUGAAUAACAGCGCGUUACUUGUUGACACAGGGAAUUUAUUUCCUUAUAGUUCAUGAGGUCAUCAAAAGCACAAUCAAGCACCACUCUCAUGUUACUUGGAACAACCUUUCCGGGACGCAGUUUUUUCUUCUGACUGGGAACUUCUUCACCAGCUUCCUUUUUACGCUUUCUCUCCUCUUUACGAGCUUUCUUUUUUUCACGACGUAACCGAGCACGCUCUUCACGACCGGCUUCCCAUUCUUGCUGACGACGAAGACGUUUCAAAGCAGAUUUGCUCAUUUGAACAGGCUCCUCAGCAUUAAUUGAUGAAGAUUCUUGAGAUGUUGAGUUUGAAGAUUUGGUUUCUUCCAAACCUUCUUUUGCAGCUUCCGAUUCAGUAGACUGAACCGGAACCAGUUCCUUUUCCACGACAGACAUAGUACUCCGGAAUUCUAUAAGUUUUUGGCCAAAAUUUACAGUAUAAUUAUACUGUUUUUGAAGAUUUUCACUGUCAGUGGUAUUGGUGGAAACCACUCGUUGUGAAUUGGUACCAGAGCAGGAAAAAAACACAAAAACUCGUUCUCGUUAACGUUCAAAGAAGAAACAGAUCUGAAUUUGAAGCAUAUUUUUCGUUUUAUAAAUAUAAGCAAUGUCUACUGAGGAAAAUGACUCACGGAUGGACGUAGAAGCAAACGAGUUCAUUGACAACGACAAUGCUGAGACAGAAAGGGAUGUGCCCGAAAAAUCGAAGCUAGAUAGUCUUCGAAGGAAUCCCACAGAUCAAAAACCCUCGCUUGCCGAGUACAUGGAUCAAUUAACAAAGGACUAUGCUGAAGAACUGGAUGAACUUCGUCAACGCGAGAUUUUUGAUGACAGUAAGCUCCAAAUGCUGAUUCGCUCCUUACGCGCAGGUCACAAAAUCUUUGAAUAAAUAAAAUAAAGGAGAAAGCUAAAUUCUGUUCCAUAAACCAACAUUUAUUGAAGUCUAUAUCUGAAGCAAGGAUCUUUACAAAAACAUAGGCUGACUAUAAGUUGGUGCAAUAGGGAACACAAAUACAUUGGGCCCAUCAAUGUACCAUUUUUGGAUGAGUGUGCUUAAAAAUUCAUUGAGUUCUUACGAACUGGAUAUUGUAGGAUCUAUAAAUAAAGUUGUAGCAAAU